Molecule: messenger RNA, 2436 nt
Organism: Apus apus (common swift)
Lineage: Eukaryota; Metazoa; Chordata; Aves; Apodiformes; Apodidae
Gene: PROX2
Product: prospero homeobox 2
Exons: 6
Coding region: 1-2370 (789 amino acids)
Biological process (GO): regulation of transcription by RNA polymerase II
Cellular component (GO): nucleus
Molecular function (GO): DNA-binding transcription factor activity, RNA polymerase II-specific; RNA polymerase II cis-regulatory region sequence-specific DNA binding
Source: RefSeq, a predicted model, not a curated record
AUGGGGUUUCCAGACCAAAUUGUAGGGGGGAAUUGCCCGUCUGGCCCGCUGCCCACCUGGGCAGCCAGCGGCUCGGCACCUGCCCUUGCCUGCCCGGCCCCCAGGACUGUGAGCCUGGGAGACGGGCUGAGAAGACCUGAGCGCAGCAGGAGGACACUCCGGCGCUGCCUCUGCGGCAUCCCUGGCCCCCCGAGCCCCAGCUGCCUGCCCUCGGGGCGCUCCCUGUACCCCUGGAGCCAAGGACAUUUCUUGCUCUUUCUCCAGCUCCACACCUCUAGCAGGCUGAAACCUCAAACACCUGGGAAGCUUGCCAGUCUAUUACUGGAAAGGAUCCCAAACCAGCUGAGGGGCAGCUCUCCACUGUCCAGGCAGGAAGAAGAGAGAAUGGAUGGCUGCACUGCCUCUCAGCAGGACAGAGACCAUGCCACUUCAGGGCACAGCCAGGGGUUGAAGAUGGAGCCCUGUUUCCAGACCAACUCUCUCCUGCCUUCCCCCAGCACAUCCCUGGUAUCACAGCUCCUAAGCCACCAGAUGGUUGGCAGGAGCCUGGAUCCUUGCAUCCUCUUCCCUUCCUCCCAGGUAGUGGCCCUGCCUCAGGACUAUGAGUAUGGUGCACCUCCUGGAGAAGGAGCACAAGCCCUGGCUUUCCCCAGGACCCAUGCCCCAGCUUCCAUGCCCUGUGCUGGUGACAGGGACCAGCUCUCUGAUCAGCACCUACGGGACCAACUCUCUGACCAGCACCUACAAGCCAAGCGGGCCAGGGUGGAGAGCAUCAUCCAAGGCAUGAGUCUCCCACCAACCCCCUUAGCGUUUGGCACCAGCCCGGAGGCAGCUUCUGGGCAUGAGAGGGAUAGUGAGCUGCCCCGGGAGAGCAAGAGGAAGACCAGGGUGCCCCAGCAGGGUAUGGGAGUGCCCAGGCGAGUGGCCCCUGUAGGGGGUAGCCUGCAUGUUGAGGGCUGCCAGCAGCUGAAGGAGCAGCUCUGCUUUUUAGAGAAGCAGCUGAGGAGGCUUCAGGAGAAGUUCUCCCAGGUCUGUGACUCUGGUGAUGCUGCCCAAACCCAGGAAGGUAUUGAGAAAGUGCAUUCACUGCCUGGAAAGCCUGGAGACAGACUGGACGAGGACAGUGCUGCUGCCACCAAUGACCCAUGCAAAGUGCCUCUCUGGAGGAGUACCCCAGGGGUGCAUGGGCAGGAGGAGGACGAGGGCAGAGGCAGCUCAAAUGGCUUGUCCUCAGCUGCAAGGGUCCUCUCGCAGGCACUGAAGAAUGAGCUGGCUGGGGUGACAUCCCACGUGGUGGACUCUGUCCUGAAGACAGUGUGGCCGAAGGCAGCCAGCCACCUCCUGCAGCAGCACCACAGCCUCCUGGUGCCAGGGCCAGGUAAUAGAAGAGAGUAUUUUGCUGCUGAGAAAUGCAGAAAGCCACUUGCUAAGCCGUCCCCCAUGAAUGCGCCGGGGUGGCUGGGCUCACCCCAGGCUGCAGUCCUGCCAGGGGCUUCAGGGAAGAGCCUGGGUUCUCAUGGUGGCUCCUUCAGUUCAAAGGGGGUCAGAAAACCCUGUCAGGUACCCAGCAUGGGUUAUCCGCUGGGCUCAGCUGCCCCCGUCCAGGACAGCCAGCUGCUGAGCCAGCUGCUGGGCUGCAGCCAGCACAGCCCCUGGGGCAGCAGCUCUGGUGGGACCCUCACUGCUCCGGAGGGUGGUUCUCUGGAGCCCCUCAACUUGCACUGGGGAACUGUCAAACUGAGGUCAUCUCUUGUGAGACAGCAGCGUCCCCUGGCCCUGAGCCCUGCCGACGUGGAGAGCCUGGCACUAUUGCCAGCUGGCAGGGACGGCUGCGGGGAGCUGCAGGCUGCGAUGGACGAGGUGCCCUUCACCUCCACCCAUAUCCAGGACGCAUUGACCCCCAGCCACCUGAAGAAGGCCAAGCUGAUGUUUUUCUUCACUCGCUACCCCAGCUCCACUCUGCUGAAAGCUUACUUCCUCGAUGUGCAGUUCAGCCGCUGCAUCACCUCCCAGCUCAUCAAGUGGUUCAGCAACUUCCGUGAGUUUUACUACAUCCAGGUGGAGAAGUUUGCCCGGCAGGCCCUGCUGGAGGGUGUUGUGGAUGCCAGUGCCCUCCGGGUGUCUCGGGACUCAGAGCUCUUCCGUGCCCUCAACACGCACUACAACAAGGGAAACGACUUUGAGGUGCCGGGGCGGUUCCUGGAGGUGGCCAGCCUGACGCUGCGGGAGUUCUUCAGCGCUGUCAGGGCAGGCAAGGAUGCCGACCCUUCCUGGAAGAAACCCAUUUACAAAAUCAUUUCCAAACUGGACAGUGACAUCCCAGAAGGUUUCAAGGCCGCAGGCUGUUCCCAGGAACUUCUCCGCAGCUGAAUCUCCAUGAAAGCAACUCCAGGACCUGUGUGCAGCCACCAUGUGCUAAGCACUCCUGGGCACUCU